CGGCAGGGCCUGUUAAGUACGGGGCGGGGCAGAGUAACCCUUUCGCGAGCUCAGUCCUUGUAGUUCGGCGACCGAGCGAUUGCAGGUGCGGGGCGGGAAAGAGGAAGGAGCAGGUGGGUGCGCGCGCAGUUGCCAUAGGAACGAAAGAGCAAAUCGAGGGCCGGCCAAGCCGUGUUACAGGCCGCAUAAUAAACGGUUCCCCGACGGCUUAGCGUUCACUCUGCGGCUGCCAUCUUGUAUUAAACCGGUGGUUGUGAAGGCGGCUCUUUCGUUUUCUGAACGCUGCCGUUUCGCCGUGAGUAAUAGGGAGAGGGAGCCUCCUGUAGGUCGAAGUUGUGCAGCUCCCCUCUCUCCCUUCUUGACAAGGAAGUGGAUGUGCUUUAUAAUCAUAGAAUUGCGGAGUUGGAAGGAACCACGGGGGUCAGUUAAACCAACCCUCUGCAACGCGGGACUCGAACCCAUGACCUAGGAGUAAGAGUCUCAUGCUACUAUUGAGUUAUCUCCCAUGUUUUGUUUCUCUUUUUUAAACGACCAAACAAACUUGUGACUAUUACAGUGGUACCUCGGGUUAAGUAGGUCCGUUCUUAACCUGAAACUGCUCUUAAUCUGAAGCACCACUUUAGCUAAUGGGGCCUCCUGCUGCUGCCGCGCCGCCGGAGCACGAUUUCUGUUCUCACCCUGAAGCAAAGUUCUUAACCCGAGGUACUGUUUCUGGGUUAGCGGAGUCUGUAACCUGAAGUGUCUGUAACCUGAAGUGUCUGUAACCCGAGGUACCACAGUAUUUGAUGUACGGCUGCUAAAACGCCUGGUGGUUACAUGUUUUCCUGUUCUUUUCGACAGCUGCAGUUUCUUAGGAAGACACUACAGUAUUGUAAAACCUGUGAGAUGGCCAUGCCCACUGUUGCCGUGUACACACACCCCUUUGAAGAAUUUACCAGGAGGAAAUGCAUCCUUGGCCUGAAAAACUUUCCCUACCACUGACAUAAUAGGACUGGACCAGCUGUCUCCAAACAAGUAUCCAGGUGAAAGCAUUUUGCAGCAGGUGAAACAUCUGGCAGCCACACAUGGAGCGUUGGGCCUUUUACCCACAGCACCUCCUUGACUGAAUUAGUUGUUAAUUUACAUGGGGAUUCCUUCCUUGGAUUAAAAAUGUGCCCCAGGUUGGAAUAGGUUGAAGACUAUUAGUUUAGGGUUUCAUUUAAAAUACCCUAGAUAAGCAGAGAGAAAUAUUUGUAUAUGCAUUUGUGAAAAUGCUUCUCUCUUUUAAAAUUACGAUAUACCUUUCAUGUUUUCUCCUUACUUGGAAGAAUAGAUCAUAUUUAAAGCAUCUCAACUGUUCAUUCAGAAUGGCAAAAAUGUUGGAAGUGGAAUUGGGAUAAUCAUCAGAAUUGAUAAAUGGGUAUUAUGUAUAUUUGGUGAAACAGACAUGCCUCCACAUUCUUUCAAAUUUAUAUUGAGAGUAUGCUGUGUUUUACAAGGUUUUUUUAAAAAUAAAAAAUAUUUAAUUAUUAUUUCCUCAUUUACAGGUAUGCAGUAUAAAUAUUGGCAAUGACUCUUCACGAGAUUGUUCAGACUGCAGCCAGUUUAUAUCCUGAGAGAAGAGCAGUAUGCUUUGAUGAAUGCAUCAAUAAGGUUCCAGUUAUCUACACUUACAAAACAGUUAUUAACCUAGCCACAGAACUUACCGAUUUCCUGAAGAAACAUUGUAAUUUCACCGAACGAUUUGAAAUAGGCCUCUACUGCUACCCAGGAAUAAAUCUGCCUUCUUGGAUUAUAGGGUAUUAUUUCUAUACAUUGUUAAUAUAUAAGUAUAGCAUGAGUACAGAAUGUUAUAUACACUAUACUGUAUAUAGAAUAUUUUACAGUCACCGCAUUAAGCCAGCUUAGUUUUUAAAACAAUUGUCUGUUUGCAUUACAGUGGGCUGGUGCACAGGAUAAACUGUGGUUUAAAGGUGAACGUGCAGUGGGCUGGUGGCCAGGAUAAAAUCUUGUACACUUCACUUAUAAUUUGUUAGUCUUUAAGGUGCUAUAUGACACUUCCUUGUUUUUUCAUCAAGAGAUUAACACAGCUGCCCCUCUAGAAAUCCUGUAAAUGCUUACUCAGAAGAAUGUCCCAUUGAAUUCAGUGGGUCUUACUCUUAGAAAAGUGCUUACAGGAUUUCACUUGAACCAAAUCUCCACACCAGUUUAAGAUUUGUUUUGUUCAGUAACUUAAGCCACUAGAUGGAGUGAUGAGCACACUGAUGAACCAAACCCAUUUGUCUUUAAAAAUAAUGGGCUUUUGUUACUUCAGGUAGCUUUGCUCACCUAAAACUGCUAUUAAUUUGGUGGGACAGGAUCCAAAAGGAUGCACCCAAGGCCUUGGACAUACAAUAGAAUUCUGUACCCCACCCCCCGUUAUGAACAGUUACCUCCCCUACAACAUUUGAAAUUUUUCGGUUUCAGUAUUAGCUUGCUGAAUCAUAUGGGUGAAGCUGCCCACAAAACACAAGAUUAGAGCCUCAGUAUUAUUGGUAUCCAUGCGUAAUCAGUUAUAAAAGUGUGAAAUUGAAGCAGUUGUAGAUAAUGAGUUGUACUGGAUUAAGUGAUGCUCAGAGCCGAUCCAUUUAGACCAAUGGAUUUAAGUCAUGACUAACUUAAAUCUGUUGGUUUCAGUGGGUUAACGCAGAUUAUGACUUAGUUGGGUGCAACCAACUUUUUAUGUGAAUCAGGACAGUAGUACCUUUAGGUAUGAAUUCCUUUGGAGAAUUGUCUUAAGUAACAUGUUCUCAAUUUCUUUAAGUGAAAGAAAAAGUUGCAGUUUGCUCCAAUGCAUCUAGGGUGGGGUGGCUGGGUGUGUAAGCAGAUAGUGACAAGCACAUCCCUUGUCAGGUUAGUGUGUGUGCUACACAGUUUAUUGCACGUACACUAGUUUUGCAUGUACAUUUCCAGGCUGAAUCCAGCUUUUGGGGUUGAAUGCACAGUUCCCCUCACUGUCUUUGGAACCAAAAGUACAGCUCAUAACACUUGCUUAGAGAUGGAGGGAAAAUAAAUUGAAUCCAGCCCACACUCUCCUCUUCCCACCAGAUAUCAGGUUGACAUUAUCAAUAUUGAUUGGCAGGUAGUAAUGCUCACUUCUGGAUUUGAAGCAUGGAAUGUUAAACUAAGAUGCUAGGAUGAUGUAACAUAACUGGAGUAGUCUAGCUAGUUCAUUUUUCACUUGUCAGCAGUUGACGCUAGCUUUUAAAAAAAUUAAUCAUUGAGUAGGGUUUUUGGGAAAUUCUAUUUUGAAACACAGGUAUAUAAGUGAUGGCUGAAAUAAUGAUAGGUUAUAUUUAUAUACCUAGUUGAUGUCUUGUUACUAGGUAAGCGAUUGAUGCAGUUCGCAUGCUAAUCUCACAACAAAUGAAAAUAGAAUUAUAAUGUGUUUGGCAUUUAUGAGUCUAAUCCACAUUUCCUCCUCCAAAUGCACGCACCCAUUGAGUUAUUUAUUGAUAAUGGCUUUCUUUCUGCCUUUAGGUCAAUUGCAAAAAUCUUAGAAAAAUCUAACAUUUGUGAUUUAUGAUGUAUGUCAUUCAUUUUCACUUUGCCUGACAGAAAAGAUCUGUGGAAAUUUCCAAGUAGAUUUCCUUACUCCUUUGGGGCAGGGGUUCUGUUCUGGGCCCCCACACAUGUUGGCAGAACCCACGCAAAGCAUUCUACCCCACUCCUGUUCUGCCCUUUUAGUGAUAUUUUAGGGUAACUUCUGUGUUCAGCGCUGUAUGCAAUCGCACGCCAAUAGAGCACACGUCAGUUGGUCGGUGCCUGUACAAUAAACUAAAGCCUGUGUCAUAUACGUACUUCCUAUGCAAAGAUGUACACACCCUAUUCACAAAGGUUAUGUGUGUUCAGGGGGAAAUCUAACACAUGGAGCAGUUCCUGAAGGUCACACUAGACAUGAAUAAAUGCAUGGAGGAGCUACUAAUUAUGUCAGAGUUUCUUGGUUAUUUAAUAGUGCAGGAGGGGCUUUUUAUUUGGCCCAUGAUACAUGGUGAGGGGAAGUUUUGGUUUGUUUUGCUAAUUGCAGCACGGGGGAGAGAUCAGUUAUGGAAGUAAGGAAAAAACUUUGGCUCACCGUGCUGUCCAGAUAAAAAUGAUGAGUUUGUGCAAUUUUUUAAACAAAUACAUCUGUAUUUUUAAACAAAUACAUCUGAUGUAAUUAGCAGUAAUGCAUCUGGCAUCACAUGUAGUUGGCCCUAAAAGUAAUUGUUUCAUUACGUUAGUAAACUCCGAAUGCCAUAACAUCUAGCAAAAAGACUAUUUUUAAUGUAAACCUGUGAAUAUGUAGAUUUUUCUGUUUGGGUUGCUGAGAAUUUUUGCUAGAGUGUUUGCUAGAAUUUAGAAUGCUUGCUAAAUUAAGUAUUUUGUUUUUCUAGAAUUCUACAAGUGCCAGCUGCCUAUUCCCCUAUUGAUCCAGAUGCCCCUCCAAACUUGUCUGCAUAUUUUAUGAAAAAGUGUAACUUCCAAUAUGUCCUUGUGGAGAAAGACAGAGUUGAUGUAAGUGCAAAAGCUGUCAACAUGUUUAAAUUGGGAUAUUAAAAUGAGAUUUUGAAUUACACCUCACCUUUCAUUUAUCAAACAUACAGCUUAAUAUUGCAUGUUUUAUUAGAAAUCAUCCUGCUGAGUUCAGUGGGAUGUACUCCUAAGUAAGAAUCUUCGAGAUAGUGAUGGCAUCAACUUGGAUGGCUUGCAAAGAGAAUAAGACUGUCUGUGACUACUAGUCUUAGUAUACCUUGUGUUGUCGGUUGCAUGCCUCUUUACACCAGUUUCUGGGAGAAGUCUUUGUACAAGUGGGAAGACUACAGUUAUGCUCAGUUCCUUCUCAUGGGCUUCCCAUAGGCACCUCGUUGGGCACUGUGAGAACAGAAUUCUGGCCUAAUUGGGUCUUUGGUCUGAUCCCGCAAGGUGUUUAGGUUCUUAUUGCAGUUGAAUGCUUAUUUGCUUAGUUUUAAAACCCAGUCACCUUCAUUUUUAUAUGUAAACUUUGCAUAAUAUAUACACAUUAAUUUGUACAUCUGUUUAGAAAAUGAAAAUUUGCCUAUCCAGGAUGGAAAGAAUCAACAAAAUUCAAAACCUUAUUAAACUAGUAUACCUGGAAGUAAAUUCCAUUGAACUCACUGGGCUGUAGCAAACUCCUGGUUUGUCUACUUGUUGUGGAGGAGUUCUUAGGGUGCACCCUUAGGGUUAAAAUGUCUCAUUCCUUUCAAGUCAGAUUAGGUAUCCCAAAUUUCUUAUUACUUUAGAAAGGUUUUUAUUUGUCAUAGGAGUACACUAUAGAGAAAAUAACAACAGUAUUUACACACGAGUAUUAUUCAGUUAAAACCAUUAUUUCUCUCUUUCAGAAAUUCACAGUAGCACAUGGGCAUUUGUUCUGCCAUAAUUCCUUUGAAAUACCAAAAGUUGGUUUGAUUCUUUUCCAAAGGAAGGGCAGUAAUAUUGAACAUUUAAACGAUAACAAUGAAAGUUAUGCCGUGCCAAGUGGCUUAGAGGCACAAGCAUUGGACCAGCUUGAGACAAAACCAUUCAAAGACCUGCUGGAUGUCAGACAGCAGCACUCCAUAGCAUAUAUUUUCCAUACAUCUGGAACAACAGGGAUCCCUAAAAUUGUCAGUGUACCUCAUAAAUGUAUACUGCCAAAUAUUCUUCAUCUUCGGUAAGUGCUUUUUCCCAAAAAACCUUUCAUAGAUUUUUAAAAAUAAAGGUGAGUAGCUAGAGGCCAGUUUAUUUCUUUAUUUGCUUUCAUUUAUAGCCUGUCUUUUUCACGGGAUCAAAUUCAGCAUACCUGAUGACUUUCUGCCAUAGCUGUCACCAAAUUUUGCUUGUCGUAAAUAUUUAGAAUUCAGAACUUGUAUCAGAAUAACACCAUGUUUUUUGCCUGACUUCAUUUAACUCUAGGUUUGUUUUUUAAAUGAGUUUGGUGGUAAUUUUUGCUCUGAUAGCAUGCUUGUAAUUAAUAUUUAACAUUGUCAGGGUGGUGAAAGUUUGGCAUAUUUUGAACAUACAGCAUACCUAUAUAUGCAUACUGAAUAGAAAGUGCCACUGAGUUCAGUGGGUCUUACUGUCAAGGAAUUGGCUGUGGGAUUGCAAUAUAAGUGACAGAUGUCAAAAUGUACAUCUGUACAAACAUAAUGGCCCAGUUCACACUUAGACUAAACCGCAGUUUAUGUGGAAGACCCUCCAUGAAUUCUAAUGACCUGUUGGGCUCACUCCACCACCCCCAUCUCUCACAGCAAGAAGGAGAGAACUUAAUUUUGCUAUCAAAGAAUCUCUGCUUAGCAAGUAUUAACCAGGGAUUUGGUUUAAAACAAGCAGUAGUUGUUAAGCAAGUAAACUUCAAACCAUGGAUAAUGAAAUGGGCUUUUUUCAGUAACCAUUAUAGUUUUAAGUAAAAAUCCUUCGUUCAUAUGUAACGUUACGCCAAAUUCUUUAAAAGUGAAACAAAAUACUGUAGACCUCCUCCUCCUCAUUGCACAGGGGGAGGUGGGAGUGGAUGAGCCUGAUGAUUUGAUCAGGCUCAUGGAAACUCAUCUACAUAGCACUAAACCAUAGUUAAGUGUUAUAUGCAAACCUCAGCCAUUGAUUUAUUUGUGAUGGCAUGGUAUGCUUGAACAUUGCAAGAGUAAAACUACUGUACUUCAACUUCAUACGCCUUGCAACAAAUGUUGAGUUUCAGAUCUGAUGUCUCUUUUGAGUACAGAUUUUCCCAGGAGAACCCCGUGUCUGCUGUUGGUUGAUUUCCCAGUCCCCUUCAGCUUGACAAGGCUGUUAGAGAAAUUGGUAAUAAAUGAAAUAUGAGUUCCCACAGGAAUAUGGACCUCUUUUUAAAAAAAUGAAUUGUGCAGAAAUUAUUAGGAAGAUUCCUUGUUCUUCUUUUUGUGGGCUUGUGUUUUUUACUUCCUUGAUCAGCAGAUGUGUUGGGGGGAAGAGACAACUGAAGAUCCCAAAUAACACAGGUGUAUCACCCAAGCAAUGCAGAUACUUCCUAGACUGGUGUCUCUUGGGGCUGGUUCACACAAUAUUCAUCACUUUAUCCCACCAAGAUUUAAUACUACAAGCAGAAUUCCAUCACCUCUAAUGCUGUGCUUUUGAAAGAAGUUAGCUGGCUGUAAUCAAGUGUAAAAAAACCAAACCAAACCAAGUGAUGGAUGGGUGAAACAUCCCCUGGAAAACUGGGAUUUUUUUUGGUACAGUAUUUCAGCUAGUUAUUUAACUGCAUCUGCAAGUUGCAGAGUAAGUAGUAAAUAUCUAUUGUUGUUUGGCAUGUUGCUUUCAUAUUCAUCACAACCUAGCUUUUAAAAUUUUUUUCUAAUUGUCUUUAAAACUUUUAUCUUUCUCCUCACCAACAGAAUUUUUGUUUUUCAAGAGCUUUGUUGUAAUUCCAGUUGAUUGUUUGGAUGCACUGCUUUCAUAACAGAAAUAAUAAACCAUAUGUUUCUUAUGGGUGAAUUAAGCCAUUAAGCCAUUUUGAGUUCUUAAAAAAAAGCAAAAAGCACAGGCAGCCUUGAAGAAACACUUUAGUUUUUGUAUUCUAUUUUUCAUUUCAGUUUAUUUCCUAACAUGGUACUCAUUAUUUUUCUUCCUUAUCUGCUUGACCUGGUUUUUAUUUUGGACCAUUAAGAACAUUUUGGAUGUAAUCCAGCAGUGUUAGGUGCUUUUAGGUUUCAUUUAUUUUUCUCCCAAAUACAUGGAAUUUGAAAGUGCCUGGCUUUGGCUGGACUGUACCCUACAGCAGUUGAUUGCGCCCUGCCUUUUGUGAUAGCAGCAAUUUAGGAUCUGGCACAAUCACAUAGAAAGUGGGCUGAGCUGAGGGUUUGCUGGGUGGGGAGCACAGAACACUCCCCAUGGCCACAGAUUUGCUUUACCUGCCCACAGCCCCUCUCCCCAGACACUUUUCCCCAAAUGAGUGCUCUGAUAUCAGAUGCGACUAUGACUAAGGGGAAAAAUCUUGGGGGGGUGGGGAGUAACUACAAGGAGACAAGCUAUUGGUGGGACAGGAAGAAUUUGACUACAGUCACCCACCAUGUCCUUUUUAAAUUAACCUCAUUCUGUGCUGGGUUUGUUUAAUUUUACAACAUUUUAUUGUGCUUUGGGAUUUUCCUGUAAUUAAAGUAAAAUCAAUUGCAAACCUUCCAGUUUCAUGUUGAGUUUUUUUAAAAAAAGAAGCCUGGGAAACAUUCUAGGUUACAGAAAAUAAUUAUUCAAGCUUGACAGAUUUUAAACAAAUAUAUAUCCUGCCAGAGCUGGAGAACAAGAAGACCUAAGGGAGAGAGAAAACUGGACCCACAGAAUAAUUGAAUAUUCCAGGUGGAGGAAAUGAAAGUGGGUAGGGGGCAGUCGAGCAUUUUCAACUUGCCAUGCCCUCUUAUAUUGGUGGGAGGGGGUUUCAUUGGCUUGUUUGAUGCCUGUAUGAUUCUGUACAUCUCCAUUGUUAGAUAUGGGGGGGGGGUCUAUCUGUGAAAUUGCUAGUUUUGGAUUCCAAAAUGCAUGCGAUGGUUGAAGAGGUAUUUGUGUGUCUUUUUUCUUUAGAGAUGUAUUUAAGGUCACACCAGAUGAUACAGUGUUUAUGGCCUCUCCCCUGACAUUUGAUCCAUCUGUAAUUGAGCUGUUCAUUGCUCUGGCAAGUGGGGCUUCCCUGCUUAUAGUUCCUAACCUGAUUAAAAUGAUGCCACAGGAGUUGUCUGAGGUUCUUUUUCAGCACCACAGAGUGUCAGUAUUACAGGUAAGAUAUGAGAAGUGCUAACUGUUUGCUCUGAAUGCUGCUUCUGCACAACACUGGAAUACAAUGAUGAUCAAUCAGUACAGUCAUUUGGCUUCUGUGCAUUUUUAAAUCUCUCACUGAAAAUGUGCAGUGACUGUGAAAAAUGAGACUGACAUGUUAAGGAUCAUUAGGAAAAGGAUGGGGUGGGGGGAAUGUGCUGUGUUUGUUUUUCCAAGUGUAGCUUCUGUCAGUGUUCCACUUGAGCUUUAGACUCAGUUGACCUGCUUUUAUUAUAUGAGUAAAAAAAAUUAAAAAAAUAAAAAUAAUCAGCAUGUUGCUUCCAAGUAAAUAUUAUGGAUUUGAGCUAUAUGUGUACUUAGGAUAUAUGCAACCUUUGUUUACAGCUUCUUAAAAUUUGGACAUUGACUCAUAGAAUAGUCACUGAGUAAUUGCAGUUUGCAGAGUUUCUGCUUAGGGUUGUGUCAGAGAGAAAAGAGGCCACUUAGCCAUGGCUUGUCUUCCAGCAGUGAAUUAAAGCCCUAUCACUCACUGUGCGCAUCAUGAGACAGUGUCCAGGUGUCCAGAUAUUGAGAACCUAGUCUUUAUGACCAUAGUCCUUGACUAGCAGAACCAGUAAUGGGUUCUCAGUAGCUACACAACUGAUCCUGCUGAUUUCUCUUUUCAUCCAACAUUAAUAGUUUCCAAGCAGCACAAAGUACAUGGAAAGUUACAGUGCUGACAUUCUCACUUAGAGGGGCCCUAAGUCUCCUGCAGUCUAAAUUCUGUCCACAGGGCUUCUAGUUGCCUGUUUCUGUUGUAUAUGGUAGUACAAGUAACAGAAAUAGAUUUUGGUGGAUGGCAGAUACUUAUCUGGAAACUUAUUUCCUAUAAUGCAUAGGCUACACCCACACUUCUGCGCAGAUUUGGAGUUCAGCGCAUUAAAUCAACAGUGUUGUCUGCUGAUACGUCAUUGCGAAUCUUAGCUCUCGGUGGAGAAGCAUUUCCUGGACUGAAUGUGCUAAGAAGCUGGAGAGGAAAGGGAAACAAAACACACGUGUUUAAUAUCUAUGGUAUUACGGAAGUUUCCUGCUGGGCCACAUGCUACAAGGUUCCUGAGGAGGUUUUUAGUUCUGAUCACCGGUAGGAAAUGUCAUUCUGUUUUGCUGCCUGCAUGCACACUUUGGUUGAUGAAUAAAUGAUAAAAAGCUUAGUAGUACAAAUCCUCUGUAGAUGGAAUGAUCUUAGUGGAUUUCUGUGGGUGUUUGAUAUGAGAGAGAAUUUCAAAGGCAGGCCCUUAACAUUUGGAUAAAAUGACCUUAAAGAAGUAGUCAUGUUUUCAAUAGUACUUGUGUUGCAUUUUUAAUCUUAAGAAAUAAUUCACAUGAGCUGAAGCAUCUGUCAGAAAUGGUUGUUGGCGUAUUUCUUUUUCCAGAGAUGCUUUCUAACAUCUACAUGAUGUUUGGGCUGAGAUGUCAUCAACAUGCAGAUGAGACAUAGUUUUGCAACACUUUUCCACCUAAUCCCAGGGAGGCAGUGGAAAAUCUGAACAUGUCUAGGGGCUAGAUUGGGGUACAUGACAAUGAAUAAGUUGAAAAUUGAACCAGACAAGUGCCUCAGGUUGGGAAAUAUGCAACUCUGACUGGUAGUCCGGGACAGAGUUGCUUUCCUCCAAGAGGGCCAAGUAUUUAGUUUGGGAGUACUCCUGGAUUCUUCACUUUCGAUGUUAUAUUUUAGAACUUCUCUCCCUGUCUCCUACUCCUACAUUACUUUUCCCUUUUUUCUCCUUGGUUUUAGAUUUGAUUCCCUUGUACCACUGGGAACCCCACUGUCUGGAACAACAGUUGAAGUCAAGGAUGCUAAUGGUUCUGCCGUUCUAGAAGGUGAAGGUCAAGUCUUCAUAGGUGAUUUUCUAUCUAAUAUUUUUAAUUAUAGAGUUUACUACCUGAAGGUGUGGUGAAAGCCAUGAGCUUAAAUGGUCCUUUAAAAGGAUUAGACAAAUCUAUCAACAGUUGCUGGUCAUGAUAGCUACUUUGAACCCCUAUGUUCAAAGACAGUAUGCUGGAGAAGAGUGAGCAAGCAGGCUGUUUCCAUCAUGCGCUGUACCCUGCUGGAUCAAACCAGCGGUACAUCUAGACCAGCAUUCUGUUCUCACCAUGGCAAAUAUGACCAGUUGCCUAGGGGAAGCCAUAAACAGCACUCUCCUGUAAAAAAGUUUCUGACUUCCUGGAGGCAUUCAGUUGACCAGCACUAUAAACAAGAUGCUGGACUUUUCCUCUGAUCCAGCGGGGCUUUUAUUUUAUUAUUAACUGCGUUUAGAACUUCUGGGAACAACCCUGUGGUUUUAUUUACUGGUGACUUGGAGCCUUUGAAUAACCUAGAUAGUGGUGCUUUGAAGCAGAUUGGCAUUCGUUUUAAAAAAUAGUUUUUUGUCUGAACUAGCAUGUUAUCUCCUGUUCUUGUUAGCUGGGCAUAACAUACUGGCACAUCCAAAUUAAAAUGUGGUAUUUUUGGUUGUCAUUAUCCUAAGACAACUUUUUAACGACAGCAUCAGCCAAAUUUUAAAUAAUCAGUCAGGAUGUUGCUUUUCGUAUCCAUUCUAGUCACCUAGUGUAAAUGUUUCAGAUUUUUAGUAUUUGGUUUUUUAAAAAACCUGUGCCUUCCCCCAGCUGGAUGGCAUAUCUGUUGCUUUCUUUUUCUUUUUCUUUUUUCUUUUGUUACCUGCUCUUUAGCCAUCUUUCUGGCUCUUGAUGUCUGCUUGUGGACCACUUUGGUCUGCAUGAUCUUUUUUUGAACAGGAGGUGAGGAACGUGUCUGCUUUCUUGAUGAUGAAGUAACACUACCUAAGGGCACAAUGAGAGCAACUGGAGACUUUGUAAGAGUAAAGGAUACCGAAAUGUUCUUCUUGGGGCGGAAGGACAAUCAAAUUAAACGUCAUGGCAAGCGCCUCAGUAUUGAAUAUGUACAGCAGGUAAUGUAAUAAAUAACUAACUAUCAAAGUUCUUAGGUAGACUGAGAGAGCCUGGUCAUGAUCUUUGUCCUGUUAAUCUCAUUUCUGGAGUACUGCAAUGAACUCUACAUAGGGCUACCCUUGAAGACUGUCCGAAAUAGGCAACUGGAGCAGCAAGAUUGUUGUACAAGAUGGAAUCGUGACAUAUUUCCUGGGGAUUAGUUCCUUUUGAUGGUCUUUCCCCAGUUCGUAAUUCAUGUGGACACACUGGACAGCAAAACGGGGCAAGAGACUUGAUUGAAAGGGUUCCCUCUAGACAAUAGGGUUCCUCAAGAUAUGCAAGAAAAUCCUGCCUUUAAAAAUCUAGACCCCAUUCCCAUACCAACUCUGGCGGGGAAUGAGGGCUGCACAUGCAUACUACCUUUAUUCUGCCUUUGAAUGUUGAUAACAGAGAGUAACAUACAGGCACAAACCCUCUGAUAGCCAUGGCAUUGAAGAGGAGCAAGCAGUCUGCUUUCAGAAGGUGGCACAUGGCCUUGUAUCUGGCUUCAUAGAUACCCCACUGAAGACUUUCUGCUUGAGCCCUGUGCUUCUUGUGUUACUAGUGGGAAGGCUGUUGUCUUUGUCUUCUCUACUCAUCCCUCUCUAUUUUUUUGUACAUCCGUAUUUGUACUUUUCUGAAAUAGCAUUGAGUAUUCAGUAACUCUUAUUUGAUUGCUAUCGAUUCAAUACCUUCUUUUCACGGUGUAGAAUAUUGUUCUACAGAAGAUGCCCAAUAGAAGAAGAUGCAUUUGGAAGCUCUAAAAUUAUUCUCUCUGGUUAAUAGUAGCCUAGACUCCCCCCCCCCCCCCCGAAAGAUAGUUAUUUCAGCCAUACUGGAAAAAUCAAACAAUACUCAAAGCCAACAGUAUUUAUUUACUUUCCAUUCACAUCAUGUGAUAGGAAUUUGUGAUAUGACUAUCUCAUGAUUAAAAUAUUUGUAUUCAUUGCCAGCGUUGUUCUCUCCCCACCUCCCCUGCCUUUCUCUGUAGCUGACAAAUAGCUACCUUUCAAGCAUUCUGUGUAAGUGGAAUAUUUAUAGACUCCUACACGAAUAGAGGUUCAAUAAAAAGUGCUUAUGCAUCUCUCAUUGUCUAGGUCCAGCAGUGCAAUAACAUCCACCCAGCUUUUCAAAUUACAUAUUCUGCUCGUUCUUCAGUGCAAUAAUUUUUAUGGAUUUGAAUUAUAAAAUGAAGAAAGAGUUGAGGAAAAUAGAAGCAUCUGAUUUACUUCCUUAUAUGUUGCUUGUAGUUGUAGUUUUCUGUAAUUGUUGCUAGAUUAAGCCAGAGUAAUCAAUUUAUUUUUCAGAUUGCGGAAGGCUACUGUCAAGCAGAAACAUGUGCUGUGAUAUGGUAUCAACUGGAAAAAUUAAUUCUGUUUGUUGUGCCCAAAGGCAAUUUAAAAAAAAGAGACAUUUUAAAGAAACUCCAAGAACGUCUUCCUAGCCAUGCAGUCCCAGAUGAGGUUUUGCUGAUUGACACUUUACCAUUCACAUCACAUGGUAAGAUAAAUUAUGUUUAAAUAAAUGUCCUUAGUAAUUUAUAUUAAGCACUCUUCCAUUUUAAAAAUCAGCUCAAAUUGAAAGUAUAUUAUUUAAAAACGCAUGCAGGACCGAUACAGUGCAAACAUCCAUGCAUACCAAGUUUUGAAAGUCUGGAAAAAACACACACAAAAAGGUCUAAGCAUGACAGCAACGAUUACAUAGAAAUCUCACUUAUCAAGUCUCCUUGGGGAGUCUGUCCUAUAAUUGCAGUGUAACUUUGCAAGCAGUAUACGUAUAUGUUGUGUUUAAGUGUUGUGUAGAAGCCAAAUGUGUCCAAUUCUUUAGUGAAUCUCAGCAAAAGCAGAGCCAUUCUCAGAGCUUUAAUUUUCCUUUUUCUUGGAGCAACAGACAUACAAGAAACAGUUUUGACACUCUCAGAACUGGUUUGCCAUACAGAUUAAAGGACAAGCUAUAUGUUAAGCUUCACUAAACGCAUAGAGCUAGCCUGAAUUGUGAUGGAUGGUGAUCUAUGCAUACAUACACAUCUCCUGCAGCCUCCCCAUCAUCACCACCACCCCACUCCUCCAUCAGGCAUGGAUUGCAUUAGGAAAGAAACUCCCGUGGGCAUUAAUGUGAUAUUUUUUUCCUAAUGCUUAUUGUCAUGCUGGGAGGUGUGAGUUGAGGAUUUGUUUACCAAGAUCAUAACUGAGGUUGGAAGACUUAAACCUCCAGCAAUGCUGUGCUUCCAGUGACUUUCAUUCCCCUUGCAUUGCUUCUGAAAUUUUAUUUUAAAAAUACACACAGCAUGAUUGCUAAUGUAGGUAACAUAAUGUGUACUUCGUCCUUGAGGUCUGCGUUGUAGUAAAAUAGAUGUGCAUGCCUAUUUGUACCUAAUGAAACUUCGAGCCUUAGCAAAUAUGUUGAAAUCCUUACCUUUCAUAUAUUUUUUUAAAAAAACCUUUUCUUUUGUACAAAGGCAAAAUGGAUGUGUCUGAGUUGAGCAGGAUUUACGGCAGCCAUUUGAACUCUAGAAGGUGUGACAGUAAGCUGAAGGAGAAUGAAUUGUGGGAGAGAUUGCAGCAUUUAUGGAAGGUAGGGUUUUAAGCUGCAUCUGUAUCAUAGCAAUUGAGUUUCCAUACAUGUUAGGAAUGCAGGAGAGGAAUAUAGUCUAAAUAUUUUUUGGCAUGUGCAGCAUAUAUUACAAAUCCCUACAUUAAUUUGGUGUUUUACUACAGCUUUGCAAUAAUUACGGUAUAUGGAAACAAUUAUCCCGCUCCCCUACUCACCCUCAUGGAAGGCUUAAAUUUUGGUAAACAAAUGUAGCAAACAGAUUGGUUUGCUGCCAUCUAAGCUAUCAAAACUUUCAGAAAACCAUUUCCUAAACUAAAAGAACUAUGGCUAAGUUAAGACCCCAGACCCAGGUUCUUGGCGUAAAGUGAGCACAGAGAAAGGGUUUCCUUAUUUCAGUGUAAGAGAAAGGGAGCAAUAACAAUUGCUUCCUUUUCUUUUCGUCCCAACAAGUUUUGCCCUGUUUUAUAGAAAAAAAUCUGGAGUGAGCCAAGAUUUUGGGUUGUAUCCAAUGUUAUUCGUACUGAAAUUAAUGGGCAGAACUUAAUUGGAUAAUCAACUUUAGUUUGACUGGCCAGCUACUUUGAUCAUUGUUUUGUACUCUUUUUAUAUUGUUUUAUGCUUUAUUGUUGUAGACCACCUUAAUAUUGUAGUAUAUAAAAGGCAAUAUAAACACUUUUAUUAAAAUAAAAUAAAAUAAAAUAAAAUAAAAUAAAAUAAAAAGGACUUCAUUCCUACAUGUGCAACCUUUCAGGGGCAAUGUGCCAGUACUGGACAAAACAAAACAGAAGUAGAAGUGGGCAGAACCAUUGGUACAAAAUGCUGCCUUCCAGCUGUGCAAAAGCCAAAGGUUUCUAUGCACGCACCCAUUCCGCUCCAUCAAGGCAAGCAAAGAGGCAUUAUCAAAGUCAAAAGUGUGUGCAUUACAUGUUUUGCUUCUUCCUUUCACCCCCUAGGCUGUUCUGAAUUUCCCAGAUGAAUCCACAAGCAUUUUAAAAGAGUCACGGUUUUUGCACAGUGGCGGGGAUUCCUUAAAAUCAUUACAGUUCCAUGAUGAAAUUGAACAUAUGGUAGGCAAGCCUGUCCCUGGCCUCCUGGAGAUUAUUCUCAGUAGAUCCAUCGAAGAGGUCUACAGACAUAUCUUAAAAACAGUUUUCCCAAGCGAAAACCUGAAAUUAAGCUGUAACAAUGCUGUAAAAAGAAAGCUGAGUGAAAGCAGCAGAGAGGAGCCCAGUAAAAAGUAUGUGCAGCUAAAACCUGAAAGAUCCCCAGUAGUUGAAUCAAAUUUUGUUGGAUUUACUGCCGUGACCCGAGGAAACCGGUUGUUGUCUAUGGGUGACCCCUUGAAGAACCACAGUAAUACAGAGCAAGCAGGAGAGAGCGAAGUUUUGCCGAGUGUGCGGGAUAAAACAAUUGUCAGCAGUGCAAAUAUGGCAGAAGAUGAUUCUAUACUAAACACUCCUGUACAUGAGAAUCUUGGGCAAACGGCUGAAAAGUUAAUGUUGCAUCUCAGAUGGAAGUCAGACCUGGGCAAAUGUGUGGAUGCAUCUCCACUAGUUGUCACCGAAAAAUUAUCUGCCUUUGUGUAUAUUGGAUCACAUUCUCACGUGAUACAAGCAAUUGACCUAUAUUCAGGAAAAGUCAAGUGGGAGAGAAACCUUGCAGAUCGCAUUGAGUCAUCCGCCUGCGUAUCUAGGUGCGGAAACUUCCUUGUUGUUGGUACGUAUUUAUCGCUUUUCUCUUUGCUUUGGCAUUCUAAGCAAGGGGUGGCUAACCCUCAACCUGCAGGUCUUACCUGCUCCCCCAAGCAAUUUUGUUCCUUUUCUCCCUCAAGGUCUUAGCCAAUUUGGCAGUGGCAGAAACAAAACAAGGAAAGACAUGGUGCUGGUUGAUCAUUUGAUCAGCAGGGAGGGGGCAAUUACAAACAGAUCAGGUCAGAUGUCCUGUAUAUUUAUGUACAAGGCCAUGGUGUGGCUAUACCUACUUUUAGCUACACCCAUCAUUGGCCAAGAGUGAAUAAGGUCCAUGGGCCAAAAGAGUUUAGCCACUGCUCUUCUAAUCAAAACUUACAGCAACUGAACAACUAGUGAUUUUUUAAGACCGCUUCAUAGUUCAGUAGCUGAUUUAGUUCUUUUUUUUAUUCCAAUAAAUGUGGGAUGUACCAUGGGCUAGUAGUUUUCUCAGCAUAUGAAAAGCAGUGCCCACCAAUGGAGACCAGUUUAUAAAGAAUCCCACGGAAGUUUUGAAUGGACUUCCUGUAUUUGAAUGAAUGAUAAGCAUGUAAGGACUUCAAAAAUUCAGUAUUUUUGUGGACAGUUAAAUAAUUCAGUGCCUAUCCAAAUAUAUCUGCUUUCUGUGGCUGUGAUUAUUUGCAGGAUGUUAUAAUGGGUUGGUAUAUGUCCUCAGAAGGAGUGAUGGAGAAACACACUGGACAUUUGCGACUGAGGAUGCUGUGAAAAGUUCUCCAGCUGUGGAUCCUUCCACAGGAGUAGUCUUCAUUGGAUCUCAUGACCGCCAUGUAUACGCUUUAGAUAUUUAUGUAAGUAGUCAUGAAUGUUUGGCCAAUAAGAAAUAAUGAAAAUGCCUCCUAUAUCCAUAUAGCGCAAAGCAAGUCCCUUUGAUUUUAGUGGAGCUUCUAGGUAAUUUAGAAUUGCAGUCUUAACGCAAGUUAGUAAAAUGUAGCUCAAGCUCCGUAAGAAACUGAAAGCUACAAACCGUCAGCUGUUACGGGCUUUUAAAAAUCCCAGUUAGCUAGACCUGCUUUAAAUGUGGUCAGCUUAUUUGGUGCUUACAACCCUAACACCGCUGCUGAGUGUGUCUAAUGCCGUUUAUGAGGUAGAACUGUGAACCCCGUAUUUUUGUUCUGAAUAGUAAUAAUGAACUGGUUGCCACUUUGGAUAUAAGUAUCAUCCCAAUUAAGCACAAAGAUUCUUCCACAGUGGAACACGUGCUAACACUGUACCAAUUUGCAGAAUUUUGAAACCGUGUAUUGCACUUUAACAUUUAGUUGAGCAAUGGAAUCAUUAACUUGCAUUUGUCUUUCUGUUAUGCUGACAGAGGAAAGAGUGUGUCUGGAAAUUACACAGUGAAGCUGGAGCUGUAUUUUCCUCUCCUCACCUAAAUCUGUUACCACAUCACCUGUAUAUUGCUACACUUGGAGGACUGCUGCUAGCUGUAAAUCCAGUAUGUAACUUUGUUGCUGUUUAUGGUCCAGAAAUAAUACAAAUGGAGAAUUAAGAACUCAGGGUAGGGAGAGGUAAUAGUAGAUGCAACAGUAGCUUGGGAGACAGUGAGAUGAGAGAAAUAACCCACAGGAGCCUCCUACUGUUUUGACAAUGCAUGUUGUGUUAGCAUACACUCACCACAAGAAACAUCAUCACAAACAGAACUUGUUUGGGAAUCAAAAAGUUACUUUUUUGUUUAAUUCCAUUGGCUUAGUUCAGAACCAUUUCCCUUCUUGAAUAGUUUGGUGAUUUGUAAGGUGGUGACAAGUUUAACUAUGGCCAGUUUCUUCAGCAACAUAUAUCUCUAGUACAGGAGAACCAUUCCUAAUUGCUUAACUUGAUUGAUGGCAUUGCCUUGUUUCAGCUGUACGUUCUUCCCAUUUUAUGGCAGAAUAUGUACCUUGGGGCCUGUGAAGUAGGGAAACACGGAGAGCUGUGCUAGUUCACUUGUUACUGCAUUUGUCACUUAUAUCUCAUACUGUUAGUGACAAAUUCCAAAUGGAUUGGAAUUAGAAGUAAUGAAGUAUCUUCAUUGUAGGAGCAGCUACUCAGAUGCUAAAGGAAGAAUGUUCUCUCAUUUUCCCAGUAUCAGAUACUUCUAUGUCUUUGGCCAGCUGCUUCAUUUUCCCAUUAGUUGAAGCCAUGGGAUGUACUAAAACCAUACAUUUCAUGCAUGCAUUUUCAGAUUACGGGGAACGCAAUCUGGAAGAGCUUUUGCGGAAAACCUAUCUUCUCAUCACCACAUUGCAACAAGGACUGUGUAUGUGUAGGAUGUGUGGAUGGAAAUUUAUAUUGCUUUAGCCACUUUGGAGAAAAGGUAAGCACCUGUCUUUAUUAUCUUUUCUUGUUUUCAAAACUUGGAUUAGAAUUAACUCAAUUCACACCUUUUAGCAUCCAUACUGGCCCAAUGGCGCUUGUGUUAUGUAAAUCUGUUUUUCACAAGUAAGAGUCACACUGGAGCAGAGAAAAGGUCUAUCUAGUCCAGCAUCCUGUUUCACACAGGGGCCAGGCAUGUCUGCUAUUGCCUUCAUGUCAUUUUUGCACCCGAGUGCAUCACAUUACUAAGGAUUGGGAAGUUUUGGUCCACAAGCCAAAUGUGGUCCACCGGUUACUUCCAUAGAGCCCACAGUUGGUGCAGGUUAUCACCACCAUUGCAGCAGGUUCGGACAAAUUCCUCCUUCAGGCCGUGGAGCCCAGUAGCAUUUCUAUCAGGAAGAACUUGAUACAGUGGGGAUCAUUGGAAUGCCCUUGAAAGCACAAUGCAGGCUAGCUUAUAGCCUGCCUGAUAUGCAUCUCCAAAGGUCUUCUCAAGUGGACUCCUGUCUGAGGAUGGAAGCCUUGGAAAGAUGAGAUCAGCUGGGGGCCCUUGCUGGAAGCUGCUCCAUACUUUUUCUUGAAAGUUGAUGUAUGCAGUAUCUUCCAGAUUGGAGUUGGAAAAUUCCAGUAGGUUAGUGAGACGGGACUUACCUUUGCAGAAGCCACGUGAUUAUUCAAACCCCCCAGUGCAAUAUACAUGUCUACUCAGAGGCAAGCCCCAUUGAGUUCAGUGGGGCUUUCCCCAGGUAAAUCUGUAUAGGAUUGCACACUUGAUAAUGCUUUCUACCAGUUUACUAGAGCUGAUAGUGGUAACCUAACUGGAUUAUCGUUUCAGUAUCUUUCUAGUCCAUAAGACUGUUCUGCUUUAACCUUUGAUUUUAAUACCCAAAUACAUAUUUAUAAGCAUAAUUUAUCUCAACAUGUGCAUUUUGAUACUUCUUUGAGCCAAGGACUGUUAUAACUUUGAGAAGUCUCUUUACAUACAUGUUGAGUUCGCAAGCGCCAUCGUUGCUGUUUCUAGUCAGUUCAACACUUCCAUCUCACCCAAAGUCCUUGGGUCCAUCUAGGAUUUACUAUAAGGUCAAGUCCUAGUUCUUGGUUCCAAGACCAACUUGUUCUAGGACGUCUAGAAAUUUUGCCUUAGUCAUGUCUGGCACAUGCAUCUACCCAGUUUGUGUGAGUUAUCCAUAGCUACAGCAUUUCUUCCUUGAUUUUGCUCUCAAGAUCACUCUGGGCAUUGUGCUUAGUGGGGUGAGAGGAUGUCUCUACUACGAUUUUAUUUUAUUUUUGUAGGUGGGGGGACUGCUUUUGCUAUCAACUGCAGUUCUUGGGAGUAUCUAUCACUUUUGAGUUUUCUAGUUGGACUCUGGUGACUUCAUCUUCAAGCCCUAAUUCACACAUGCAUAUACUUGGAGGUGCUUCACUUUAGGUUUCAGUUGAGGACUUGGCAGCUGAAUAUAUGGAAUAUAUGCAAAUAUGUAUGAGGUGAUAAGAAAGCUCUGUGUACUUCUUGAGCUGUGAUAGCUGCUUCAAGUGAAGCAGCUACUGAAUAUCUUAAUGAAUGCGCGUGGGUGAAAUGAAAAAGGUGAGUCUGCUGGAUUAGGCCUCAAAUUGUAUAAUUUGUAAAGUUAUUUGUGAGGAGGUACAAAGGCUGGCACUCAUUUGUGGCAGCAGUAAAACAUCUGGCUGACAGUAAUAGAAAUUUCAGGAACUUAUUUACUUUCUCGAUAUUGUCACGCAGAUUUGGAAGUUUUCCAGCAAUGGACCAAUUUUUUCAUCGCCAUGUAUUUCAGAUUUUUCCAGCGAUAUAUUUUUUGGAUCCCAUGACAACUUUACUUACUGCUGCAGUACGGAAGGUAAUUUAUUGUGGAAAUUUGAAACAACAUCAACUGUAUAUGCAAUUCCAUUUGUUUUCCAUCAUCCUGCCUUACAAGGUGAAACACUUCUGGCAGUGGCAUCCACAGAUGGCAAAAUAUGGAUCUUGAAUGCCAAGACUGGCUUGGUAGAAGGUGAAGAGAAGCUUCCAGGAGAAGUGUUCUCAUCUCCUGUUGUAUGGGGAACAACGAUCAUUGUAGGCUGUAGAAAUAACUAUAUUUAUUGCUUUGAUUUAUGUGUUUCUAAAACCAAAUAUGGUGUCUAAAAUUUCCCUUUCGGGGUAUUUUUAAUUUUGCUUGUACAAAAUAGGGCUGGGUGGUGUUAGGUUUUCAACAUCACAAUGUACCACCAGCCAAGCACUGUGAUCUGACGAUACACCGUGAUGUUGAAACAAGCCGCGUUGGCCCCACCCUGUGAGGUGUGGGGUAAAACUGCUGCAGCUCUCACUGCAGGAGCUGAGGAGCUUUCACCCCAAUGCCUCAUGGGCAGGGACAAUGCAACUUGUUUGCACUGCUCAGCGAGUCCAAUGUCUGCUGAGGGGCAGGCAGCCAUAUGCCCCUAACAGAGAGGUUUAAGGGGGGAACCCCACCCCCACCUCUGGCUUAGGUGAGGUGGGGGCUCUGUUACACUUGAGGAAGCCCGGCGAGCUACCUCUUUCUCCCAGGAGGUUGAGGCAACCCGCUCACCCCCCCCCAAGUGUAAUAGAGCCCCAACCCCACCACUGGCUUGCUACACUUCCCUGCUGAGCGGUGGGCAGCUACGCAUCCCAGAACUUCAAAGGAGCCAUCUGCCUGUGCAGGCAGCUGAGGGAGGAACAAAUGUAGCUUGCUCCUCUGUCAGCAGUAUGAGGGCCAGAGCGCAAUGGCUGCUUCACUCAGUGGUGAAACGUCUGCUGCAGCUAGUUUCUCCCUUGCCCGCUGGUGACAGAGGGAGUCAGCAGUGGCAGUUUCACCCGCAAUAUACUGCCAGGUGAAGCGGCCAUCGUGGUCUGUCCCUGGCCGAUGUAUCUAUACAUUGCCCAGGCCUAGUACAAAAUAGAAAACCUUGCCUUCAGAGCAAAAACAUCUAUUAACUUAAACCGAGCUUCCUGACAUAACAGAGUUCUCUUGACAUCAAGUUACCUUGUGUACUUUACAUAAAAAUAUUUUAAUAGCCAUGGUCAUCACUGGCUAAUAUAUUAAAAUGUACUGACCAUGGCUGUGUUAGAUGCCAUACUAUAUUUUACCAGGGCACUUUAGAAUGUGGAGUAAUUUUGAUCCCCGCAAUAGCGUCAUUUGAAGUUAUGGAUUUGCUAAUACAAAGCAUUUCGAAAACAUGGCUGGAGCAUUUUAUUUGAGAGCAGCAUCAACCCCCAACACUGAUGGCGUGAUAGAAAAGUACUGUACUGAAUAUUGCAGGAAUGGAUGAGCUGAUAGGGUUCAAGGGUUCACUGUUUAACUUUUUAUCAUAUAUUGCAAUACGAUAUAUGUGCGGGGUAAGUGUCCCACCAAGACAAGGAUUGCUGCUUGCACACAACAGGACGUUCUGCCUCCUCUUCCCCUGCACAGACACCUGCUUCAGAGGGUUGAGGGAAGCACCAGAGGAAAUCAAGGGGGGAAAGCCCUGUUGCCUAAGCAGGAAUCCUUGUGCUGGCAGGACACUUAAUGCUGCUUUGGCUCAUUUCUGUAAUGUGCAAAACAGAAGUUUACAUUUGUUCCAGAAAACAGGUAGAUGUUGAAAAUCAAAGUGCUAAUGUUGUGAAACAAUGUGCUCUUUCUAUUACAUGCUAUAAAGAUCAUGCAUAGCAUACAGGACAUUUUUUAAAGGUAAUAUCUAUGUCCAUAUAGGUGCUCCUAACCGUUAUGGAUGAAUUUUUGAGUGAAGAUCACAGGGAGGUAUCUAAUGUCAUGGGAGCAGACAAGGCAUGACUUCCCUUUCCUGUCUUCCUCACUGUAACUCUCCAUGCCAUCCUAAUCUGCUUCUAAGUCCUUCAAGCCCAUAAAGCAGAUUUUAGGGACACACCGGGGGUGGGGUGGGUAGGGAAAGUUCCAUUUAUGGGAGUACAACUCACUGUUUUUUCCCUGAAUUAUCACCAACAGGAACGAACUUCUUGUUAAACCUUUUCAUGUAACCUUAAAAAAACAAGCAGCAAUGAAUAACCCAUAAAUGAAAACAUAAAUAAAAAGUACUUUCAAAGCUACAU
Molecule: messenger RNA, 22350 nt
Organism: Podarcis lilfordi (Lilford's wall lizard)
Lineage: Eukaryota; Metazoa; Chordata; Lepidosauria; Squamata; Lacertidae
Source: the annotation of a GenBank genome assembly